This is a messenger RNA of Phytophthora sojae, 1131 nucleotides long. RefSeq lists its product as hypothetical. The transcript is spliced from 2 exons. Lineage: Eukaryota; Oomycota; Peronosporomycetes; Peronosporales; Peronosporaceae. Bases 1 to 1131 code for a protein of 376 amino acids. The record is from RefSeq and is a predicted model, not a curated record.
AUGUUCGUGCAGGCCCUCGCGGACGUGAGUGGGCCUUACUUAGAGGAGCUGUCUCCGCUGCCCAGCGCAUCCACGUCUUCAGACGACCAUCACUCCUCUCCGCCGAGCGCGUCCACGCCCGAGAAGCCCGUGAAGCCCAAGAAGAAGCGCAAGGCGACCUACAUUCUGCGCAAGGAGGAGCAGGCCUCGCUGCAACAGGAGAUCGAGCGGCUCGAGAGCCAGGUGGCCGUGCUCAAGGCCCGCUCGCUGCCGCCCGAGGAGGCGGCCAAGGCCGACCCGCAGCUGCACGUGGCCAACGUGCAGUCGCUGCUGUCUCGGUGUCUCGGAGACCAGCAGACCCACCCGCUGUAUACGCGUAUACGGCUGAGUAAGGACUGGACGGAGAGACGAGCGACGCUGAGGAGUAGACGCACCGAGAAGCUGCGCAACGCCUACGAGUACAUCUUAGCUAGGAGCAGCCACUCGCAGCCCGAGAAGAUGCAGCUCUCGGACGAGAGGUUCGAGUCCGCGCAGGGGGAUUUGUGCUGCGUCCGCUUCGAGACGGUGCACUUUAGGGGCGUGGAGUCGCUGGAGCAAGUGUACAAUGCGCUCAUCUUCUACUUGACGAACAUGGAGAUCAGUAUCUCCGAGAGGCUGGGGCAUAUUACGGUACGAGACGACUACGACUCGAUUGAGGGAACAGCGUAUAAUUCCAGGAUUGCAUCGACGGAGGACUGCGGCGUCACGACCGAGAUGAACGCCGUCUCGUUCCCGCAAUUGUUCGCGAAGGACGAGUUGGGGGUGGGCGUCGGCCCCUGUGCUGUGAUGGCCAGUGACUGUGUAGACGAAGACGAGCUGUACCCGUACAACCCGAGAGAAAGAGUGAGGAAGGACGUUUCCGGAGCAGUGGUGCUUACCGUGGGCAGGAGGAAGGUGAAGCACAAAGGGGGCAAGCAGAUCGGAACGGCGGCUUGUGCUGGGGAAGAAGAGACGGAGUUAGUGGUUACGAUGCGGCGGGCGGCUUUCGUGAAGCUGCACAAGCCACAGUUUCCUGUGUCUCCCUUUGCGCUGCAGGAGUUGCACGAAGGUAUUGCAAGAUGGGGCGACGUCAUGCUCAAGACCGUGCGCAGCGUCGUUUAUACGACUCCGUAG